Molecule: messenger RNA, 666 nt
Organism: Heterostelium album PN500
Lineage: Eukaryota; Evosea; Eumycetozoa; Acytosteliales; Acytosteliaceae
Product: HD domain-containing protein
Exons: 2
Coding region: 1-666 (221 amino acids)
Source: RefSeq, a predicted model, not a curated record
AUGUCAAGAUUAAAUCAUUUGAAAUCAAAGUGGUUAAGUUUAACUAUUGAAAGUUUAAGGAUAAACGAUGGUGUGGCAAACCGAUGGUUCAGCACGCUAGAGAGUUACUACACUCCGACUCCUGUAAGAUGCUAUCAUAACUUCAAUCAUAUCGAUGAGCUCUUGACGCUGCACGAUCGAUAUGCACCGGUAUUGAAAACACCGAAUAUCUGUCAGUUGGCUAUCUGGUUCCACGACGUCGUAUACGAUCCUACCAAACACGACAAUGAAGACAAGAGCAUCGAAAUGUUCAAAUCGUUCGCCGAGGAGUCACAUCUCGACGGUGUAACGGUAGAUAGAGUAUCCGAGUACAUCGAUGCAACCAAACAUCAUACAAAGAUACCAACAACCAAUACCGAUCAAGAUUAUUUCUUGGAUAUGGAUAUUUCAAUUUUAGGUCGUGAACCAAAUGUAUAUUUGGAAUAUUCAAAAAAUAUAAGAAAAGAAUAUAUACAUGUUCCAGAGCAACAAUAUAGAGUUGGUAGAUCUUUAAUAUUAGAGAAAUUCAAGGAAUUGGGUGAAUCUCUUUAUAAAACCAAUGAAUUUAAACGACUUUAUGCCAAAAAUGCUGUAGAUAAUUUACAAAGUGAAAUCGAUCGUUUAUCAGAUGAAAGUCAACCAAUAUAG